AUGGAUUUUGAAGAAGGAAAAAUACCUCCAGAUGAGCCAGCAGUUCUUCCUCCAUUGCCUUUGAUUCCUAAAAGUGAAAGGCGCAGGUCCCUAUAUGGAACACCUCAAUCUCAAUCAUUCAAGAGGCCUGAUUACAGGGGGGACUGGGACCGCGAGCGGGAUAGAGAUUUUGAACUCAUGCCUCCUCCGGGAAGUCAUAGAAGGGACUUUGCUGCCCCAGAUGUUGAUCAACCCAUUGAUCCAGAUGAACCCACCUAUUGUGUCUGUCAUCAGGUGUCAUUUGGAGACAUGAUUGCCUGUGACAACGAAAAUUGCCAAGGAGGUGAAUGGUUCCAUUACUCGUGCGUUGGGCUGACACCAGAGACAAGAUUCAAGGGGAAGUGGUAUUGUCCAACCUGCAGGCAACUUCCACAGUGACAAAAAUGGCAUGCAUACACUUACAGUACAUGUGAUGGUGGAGGCAAUGGAGGGAUGAUCGUUUGUUUUGCCUUGAUUAGGUCAUUCUAGAGUUUAAGAUUAUGCAUCCGUCUCUUUCUUCCCAAAAUAAAGAGAAGAAAGAACCCCUGAGCGGAAGAACAGUCGAAUUUUGUAAAAUGCUUGUUCUACUCCUCCUCCUUCCGUGGAUGGGAAUUUAGCAAGGACAGUUUAUAGUUGGCAGUGUAAUGGAAUGGAAGAAACACCAAUGAGUCCUGGAAGAACUUUGGCUGUCUUCUUAUCCACCGUUACUUCAUUCAUGUUUUUUU
Messenger RNA from Eucalyptus grandis, 743 nucleotides. Its product is annotated as PHD finger protein ING2-like. Gene Ontology annotation, cellular component: nucleus. The transcript has 4 exons. Lineage: Eukaryota; Viridiplantae; Streptophyta; Magnoliopsida; Myrtales; Myrtaceae. The coding region runs from base 1 to 417 and encodes 138 amino acids. The record is from RefSeq and is a predicted model, not a curated record.